GUCACUCGCGUGUGGGAGGGCGGCAAGUGCGAGACGUACACGGUGUCCAAGUUCUGCUCGGGCAAGUCUCGGAUUGGCACCCGCCGGAAGGCAGAUUCCUGCCCCAAGCAGUUUGACUUGGCACUCGACGCGGCUUCGAGCAAGCUCUGGUGGGGAGUACCUGUGAAACACUCCUGCGACGCCGGCGUCGUCGACGAAGGGGCUUCAGACUGCACCUUGCAGUGGUACAAGCCAGGAUCGCGGAGACCCACGUUCGCUUGGUGCGCCAAGCUGGACCCGCAGGUUGCACAGGACAGCGCGACUACCUGGCAUUCCUUGGACGAGGUGGAGGCCUCGCUGGCGGCGGUGCAUCUCGAAGAAGUAGAGGCCUCGCCGGGAGCGCCCUGGCUGCCGUCCGACAAGGAGCUCCCUCCGCUGGCUGGCCCCGACUCGAGGGGCGUCGAGGAGCUCCCUCCGCCAGCCGGCCCGGGCACGGAGGCGUGCGCGGAGGCGCCUGGCGGGCGGGGCGUCGUGGACGGUGCCGCCCGCCCGCGGCGCGGCCGCAACAAGAUGACGGCCCGCCUGGGCCCCGCCGCCGCGGAGGCGGCGGCGAUGUCGGGGGAGCUGCUGCGAGCGCUGCGCGCCGGGGACGGCCGUGAGCCGCCCGCAGAGGAGGGGGCGCCCCCAGCGGAGGUGUCCCGCGGGGCCGAGGCCGAGCCAGCGGGCGGCGUGCCACGCGGCUUCCGGCCGCCGCCGGGCCUGGAGCCGCCGCCGGGCCCGGCGCCGCCCCUCGCGCCGCGGCGGCGGCCGCCCGGGCGCGGCUGCCCCGCGGCGGUGGGCGCGCCGCCGCAGCCGCCGCCGCUGCCGGGGCAACCCCGAGCUGAGGUCGAGGCCGAGGCGGAGGCGGGCGAAUUCAGUAUCACGUUGGACAGGAGCUGUGGCACCGCCUACGGGGGGAGGAUGGCCUUCGCGGGCGCGGACGCCGCUGCCCUGCAGAUCGACCGCAUCGACACGCAGGGCCUUUUCCACCUCUGGAACGCUGGGAACCCGGAGAGGGCGAUCAGGCCCGGCGACCGCGUCAUCGAGGUGAACGGCUGCCGCGGCCACGCGUCGGUGCUCACGGCACAGCUGAAGCAGGCCAGGGUGCACAGCAUCGUCGUCCGAAGAUCGCUGGAGGCGCCCGCGGCGGAGGCCGCCGGCGGGCCUCCAGCGCCACGGGCCCACGCUGGGGGAGGGGCGGCGCAGGCGGAUGGGCAUCGGCACCGAGCGGGAGGCGGCGGCUCCGCGGGCGUGAGCCUGGUGCCCGCGGGGGCGGGGGCGCGUGCCGCCGACGAGGCCCCGCGGCCGGGGCCCCUCGAGGGCGGGUGGCGCGACAGGUGCGGCAAGGUGUGCGCCAUAACUGGAACGACGCUACGGUGGACCCACCCAACGGCUGGGGCGACGGCCACGAGGGUGGAGCUGAUGGGUGUCACCGUCCGCAUGGUGUUCCUUGGGCGGGUGCAGUGUGGAGUGCUGCAGGGCGACCAGAUAUGCUGGUCGAAGUCGGACAUCUGGUGGAAGGAUCGGCCGUGCGUUUAG
Molecule: messenger RNA, 1557 nt
Organism: Prorocentrum cordatum
Lineage: Eukaryota; Dinophyceae; Prorocentrales; Prorocentraceae
Source: the annotation of a GenBank genome assembly